Messenger RNA from Giardia duodenalis, 1689 nucleotides. Its product is annotated as WD-repeat protein BING4. Gene Ontology annotation, biological process: maturation of SSU-rRNA from tricistronic rRNA transcript (SSU-rRNA, 5.8S rRNA, LSU-rRNA). The record is from RefSeq and is a predicted model, not a curated record. Gene Ontology annotation, molecular function: protein binding. The transcript has a single exon. The coding region runs from base 1 to 1689 and encodes 562 amino acids. Gene Ontology annotation, cellular component: small-subunit processome; nucleolus; 90S preribosome. NCBI's taxonomy places the organism in Eukaryota, Fornicata, Diplomonadida, Hexamitidae.
AUGGACGAGAAUGAAGAUCAGAUAGCUAUUGAAAAAGCAACCUUUGGAACGCUGCACAUCACUAAGCAGGCCAAGGCCAUAAGGAGAAAGGAUCUGUCCGUGCUGAGCACAAGUGAAAAGACAGGGGUCUUCGCCGCUGAUGGAGAGUCUACCAACAUUAGUCAAAAAGACCUCAAGCGCCUCCUUCCAGAACAGGCAGCCAGGAACAUCUUCGAGCUCCGCCAGCCCUCGGGCCCUUAUAUUGGCAGGUACGACCGGAUUGGAGCGCACAUGUUGCUAGCCGGUUACCGCGGCCAUCUGGCCAUCAUUCGAAUGGCCGACAAGCACCUUUUAUCAGAGGUACAUUUAGACAACGAUAUCAUAAUGGACGCCAAGUUUCUACAUAACUGUACCAUGUACGCUGUUGCGCGAAGUCGAGAAAUCACUCUCUUUGAUGACAGAGGGAUAGAGGUCCACAACAUCAAUCGGCCUCGCCCUACAUUCGUAGAUUUUCUUCCUCAUCACUGGCUACUCACCAGUGUUUGCCAGGGCGGCCAGCUGCACUAUCUCGACAUAUCUACUGGCAGCCUAGUGGCCCAGCUCCAAACACCCUUUACCAGUCCGUCUUCUCUAACGCACAAUCCGCGGGAUGCGCUCGUUUCCGUCAGUUCCACAACAACUGGGAUCGUCAACCUCUACUCUCCCAAUCUCGUUGAUAAGCCAGUAAUGUCCAUCAACUGCAGCAACGUUGGAAUCUCCCGGCAUUGCUUUUCCAUGACCAGCCCACAUAUGUUGGUUGCGAACACGGACGGUUUGCUUAAGAUAUUUGAUAUGCGCAAUUAUGGCAGCGAACUCGCAGCUUUCUCUUUGCUCAAUCGCACCCUGACAGAUCUUUCUAUUUCUCAAUCCGGGGUAGUAUGCGCAGCGUCAGCUCGCAGCGCCGACUUCUAUAAGCUUUCAGAUUUACUAGCAUUUAGUUACGAUUCGAUCAGUCGACUGAGACAGCAGAAUGACAACCUCCUCAGUGUGCUUGAGCGCAAGGCAACGGGGGACUCACACUGCAGCUUGGCCAAGCUCGAUCUGCUGUAUAUGUCACACAAAUAUGACGGCAGUGCAUUCUCGUCUCACGACCACUCUCACGCCAUCCAGCGCAAGGUUGUCCGGGGUGGCCGAACAGGCUCUGCCGGUGGUGCCAAUGGCAGGCGCAGCGGUAAUAGCAACUCCAUUGUCAGCUGUGAGUUUAGACCAUACUAUGAUGAUUGUGUUCUCGGCCUGACAUCUGGGAUCCAGUCGAUUAUUAUCCCUGGCUCUGGGAGUGUGGACUAUGACUUCCAGACUGUCAACUUGUUCGAAGGCAGCAAGCAGCGAAACAACGCAACAGUCCACAAGCUGAUUGACAAGAUACCAUAUACGCUUAUAGGCAACAGAGACAUUCUGACCAGCGUUCAUCGUCCUACCGACGAGGAGUGGAUAAAAAUAAAGUAUGGUCUCAUCAAUGAAGCCCUCAGCAACAAGAUCAUCAGGCAUAAGAAGAAGCGCUCUCUUAGAGCCAAGCUCAACGAGAGAGACUCGAUGAAGAGAGUUGCCGAGGAAGUUGAAAAGCGCCUUAACGACAUGAAGUGUGCACGUGCUGGUCAGUUGAGCGUGAAGAAGUCAUACGCUGGCAUGCCUGUUCUGGAGCGAUUCCGGAUAGACGACCGUAAGAAAUAA